UACAAGGCGAUUUCUUAUCCAUUAAGUGCUAGAGAUUAAUUUUUUUUAUAUAAUAUCAACAUUGUACACCAUGACGGGUAUAUUUUCAAAUCCCAAAUUUGGAGUAUUUGUGACAAUUACACACAUUUUUGUAUGUGCUAUAUUGGCCACGUGUGUGGUACGAUCCUUAAAUGCAUCCACCGACAAAGUCAAGGAUAUGAGUAAGGAAGACAAAAAGAUUUUUGCACUUUUGUUGACAUUACUAGUGAUGAGUUUGCUUAAAAUAAUUUUAAGUUUUGUUUUAAUUGUUGGAAUUGUUAAGAAAAAUCAUCAUUUGAUGGCUCCUUGGAUUGCUGCUACUUUCAUAUCUAUGGUUGCCGUCUUCUUUUAUACUUUGGUCGCCUUGGCCUUUAGUUUUGUGAAUACCUUGAAACUGCGGCAGAAUGCUGAACGCGUUUUGCCUGGAAUGGGAAUUUUAAUUACUCAAAUUGGAUUUUUUUAUCCAAUAUUUGUUUUGUACCAAAGUGUUCUUGUAUUUCGCCUUAAACGUGAAGGUAUCUACGAAGGUCCUCAGGAAUCAUUUAAUGAUCAUGAUAGUGAACUGGUCGAUUCUAAUGAAGUAUAUUAACUCCUAGGAAGUGUAGAUAUUGAAUUGUAAAUAUUGAAAUGUGAUAUUUGAUAUUACAAGACUAGAAUGGGAACAAUGAAAUAUGACAUUGACCAAC
Stomoxys calcitrans (stable fly) is the source of this 704-nucleotide messenger RNA. RefSeq lists its product as uncharacterized. The coding region runs from base 71 to 607 and encodes 178 amino acids. The record is from RefSeq and is a predicted model, not a curated record. NCBI's taxonomy places the organism in Eukaryota, Metazoa, Arthropoda, Insecta, Diptera, Muscidae. The transcript has 3 exons.